AUGACUGCUGUGGCUCCAUUGGAGAUUAGUACUUUUUCUGACUUGGUGAACAAGGCUAGAGUAGUGGAAGAGUAUGCCAAGACCAUGGCGGCAACCAAGGACACUCAUGGAGGGAGCUCUAGUCGUGGGCAUGGCAAGUAUUUUCAUCCGAGAGGACAAAGCUUCAAGAGAGGAGGAUAUGUGCCUCAAGGCCAUAGAGGCUUCAGAAAGAACAAUCAGAAUCAGUUUCAGUAUGCUAAGGGAAGAGGAAAUCAGAGUAAGAGUUCUCCGGAUUUAACUUGUAAUUGUUGUGGACAUUUCCAUCCUUAUGACUCAUGCAAAAUUGGUUUAGGUGGUUGUUUCAAGUGUGGGUUGGCUGGCCACAUUGCGAGGGAUUGCCCUCGUGGGAGAAAUCAGAAUACGGGCCAAAUUGCAUUAUAUGAUACUGGGGCUUUGCAUUCGUUUAUCUCAUUUACUAAAGUUAAGGAAUUAGGCUUGAAAGUGUUAGAGUUACCUUUUGAUCUGCAUGUACAUACUCUGCAUCAAACAAUUAUGACUAGGUCAGGUUGUAGACAAGUAGGUUUCAAGCUUAAGGGUAGAGGCUUUGUGCACGAUUUGAUCUGUUUACCAAUGGUGGGGCUAAAAAUGAUUUUGGGGUUUGAUUGGUUGUCGAAGAAUCGGAUUUUGUUGGAUUGCUUUGAAUGGACUAUUCGAUUUAUGCUGGAAGGAGAGAAUGGAGCAAUGGUAGCUACGGGGUAUUACCUGAACUCUGUAAUGGUGCAUUGUAGUAGGGAGGAGUGCCAGGGUUAUAUUCUGUUGGCUACUAAUACGUUGGGUGAUGCCCAGAACUUAGAUAAGAUUUCAAUGGUUAGAGAUUUUCUAGAAGUGUUCCCAGAAGAUAUCCCUGAGUUCCCACCUCAAAGGGAAAUUGAAUUUGUGAUUGAAUUGGUGCCGGGAGCCGGACUAGUGUCGAUUGCGCCGUAUAGAAUGGCUCCGAUAGAGCUGGCAGAAUUAAAGACUCAGUUGGAAGAGCUUCUGAAUAAGAGGUUCAUUCGACCGAGUGUAUCCCCGUGGGGAGCGCCAGUUUUACUAGUAAAGAAGAAAGAUGGAGGAAUGCGUUUCGGCGUGGAUUACCGAUAG
Messenger RNA from Arachis stenosperma, 1119 nucleotides. RefSeq lists its product as uncharacterized. NCBI's taxonomy places the organism in Eukaryota, Viridiplantae, Streptophyta, Magnoliopsida, Fabales, Fabaceae. Gene Ontology annotation, molecular function: nucleic acid binding; zinc ion binding. The transcript has 2 exons. The record is from RefSeq and is a predicted model, not a curated record. The coding region runs from base 1 to 1119 and encodes 372 amino acids.